Molecule: messenger RNA, 8387 nt
Organism: Xiphias gladius (swordfish)
Lineage: Eukaryota; Metazoa; Chordata; Actinopteri; Istiophoriformes; Xiphiidae
Gene: cftr
Product: CF transmembrane conductance regulator
Exons: 28
Coding region: 709-5034 (1441 amino acids)
Biological process (GO): chloride transmembrane transport; bicarbonate transport
Cellular component (GO): plasma membrane; apical plasma membrane; cytosol
Molecular function (GO): ABC-type transporter activity; ATP hydrolysis activity; chloride channel activity
Source: RefSeq, a predicted model, not a curated record
CCUUUAUUUCAGGCGAGCGUGGCAUCGAGGGGCCGAACUCUCCAUCAGCAGCACAUUCAAAAUCAUGCAAAUUACCGCAUGCUCACAAUUUCGGUUAUCGAUUUGAAAUUAGCACGUGGAACAGAAUCAGGACACAGAUGUAGACCGGGCAAAAGAAGUCACAAGCGUGGCAAUAAAUCAGAAACGAUGCAGAAACCGUUUUAGGGGGGUUGUUAUAUCGUGGUUUAGCUAGCUAGCUAGCUUGCAUAGAAAUUCUGACUCCUCCACAAUCGGGGUUCAGAUGAAAACCAGAGAUCUGCUGGAUGACCGGGGUGAUUUAUUGAGCGUCGAGGGAUUAAUUUAGCAUUUAGGUUUUAAUAACGCACUUAAAUCUGCGCUGUGUUGUGCGCAUUUUCGCUUCUGGGGCACGAAAACAGCGCGUGAAGACAGUGACGGGUGAAAAAGAGCGGUUUAGCCCCUCUCACCAUUUUCGCUAAAAUGAGGCAUUCUGGAAAAGGAAGAAGGAAACACUCUGGCUUCUACUGAUAAUUUCGAGGUUGUUGAUAUGAGAGGUGGACGACACCGCUGCUGAGGAAGGGCUUCAGAAAGAAGUUGGAGCUGACAGAUGUCUACAAGGCUCCUUCGUUUGAUCUGGCGGACAACCUCUCCGAGAGACUCGAAAGAGAAUGGGACAGAGAGGUGGUGUCAGCCAAGAACAAGCCCAGGCUGAUGCGAGCGCUGGCCCGCUGCUUCUUCGGCCCUUUUGCCUUCUUCGGUGUCCUCCUCUAUCUCGGGGAGGCUUCCAAGACAGUGCAGCCUCAGCUUUUGGGUCGUAUCAUCGCCUCCUUUGACCCGUUCCACGCUCCAGAGCGGGGCCAGGGAUACUUCCUGGCCCUGGGCCUCUCCCUCCUCUUCACCGCCCGCUUCCUCCUGCUGCAGCCUGCCAUCUUUGGCCUGCAUCACCUGGGCAUGCAGAUCCGCAUCGCCCUCUUCAGCCUCAUAUACAAGAAGACCCUGAAGUUAUCCAGCCGAGUCUUGGAUAAGAUCAGCACUGGUCAGCUGGUCAGUCUGAUGUCCGCCCACCUCAACAAGCUAGAUGAGAGCCUGGGUCUGGCCCACUUUGUAUGGAUCACCCCCUUGCAGUGCAUACUGUGUGUGGGUCUGAUAUGGGAACUGAUCGAGGUGAACAGCUUCUGCGCCCUGGCAGCUCUGACCCUGCUGGGCAUCAUCCAGGCCUGGCUCUCACAGAAGAUGGGACCUCACCGGGUGAAGCGAGCCGGGAUGAUCAGCCGCCGCCUGGCUCUCACCUCGGAGAUUGUGGAGAACAUCCACUCUGUGAAGGCGUAUGGAUGGGAGGAGGUGAUGGAGACCAUCAUCAAGAAUAUCAGGCAGGACGAAAUGACACUGACGAGGAAGAUCGGUUCUCUGCGUUACUUCUACAGCGCCUCCUACUUCUUCUCCGCCAUCCUGGUUAUCGUGUCAGCCAUUGUGCCUCACGCACUCAGUAAAGGCAUCAUCCUGCGUCGAAUCUUCACCACAGCCUCCUACUGCAUGGUUCUGAGGAUGACGCUGACCCGCCAGCUGCCAGGAUCCAUCCAGAUGUGGUACGACACGCUGGCAUUGGUCACGAAGAUAGAGGAAUUCUUGAUGAAGGAAGAAUACAGAGUGCUGGAGUACAAUCUGACCACUACGGAACUGGAACUGGUCAAUGUGUCUGCAUCCUGGGAUGAGGGCAUCGGUGAGCUGUUUGAGAAGAUCAAGCAGGAGAGCAAAGCAAAUGGACACCCCAACGGUGACGCCGGCCUCUUCUUCACCAACCUCUAUGUCACACCUGUCCUCAGAAACAUCAGCUUGUACCUGGAAAGGGGCAAGAUGCUGGCGGUGGCUGGGUCCACUGGCUCGGGGAAGAGUUCCCUGCUCAUGAUGAUCCUUGGAGAGUUGGUGCCGACAGAGGGUAAAAUCAGACACAGCGGUCGCAUCUCCUUCUCACCACAGACUUCCUGGAUCAUGCAGGGGACGAUCCGUGACAACAUCCUGUUUGGCCUGACCUAUGACGAGUACCGGUACACCUCCGUGAUCAAGGCCUGUCAGCUGGAAGAGGACUUUGCCCUGCUGCCCGAAAAAGACAAGACGCUCCUCAUCGAAGGAGGAGUGACCCUCAGCGGCGGUCAAAGGGCUCGCCUCGGCCUGGCCAGAGCUGUGUAUAAAGAUGCCGACCUCUACCUGUUGGAUGCACCUUUUACCCACCUGGACAUCGUGACAGAGAAAGAGAUCUUUGAGAAAUGUGUCUGUAAACUUAUGGCCUCCAAGACUCGUAUUGUGGUCACCAGCAAGUUGGAGCAUCUCAAACGAGCAGACAAAAUCCUUCUGCUGCACAAUGGUGACUGCUACUUCUACGGCACCUUCUCAGAGCUGCAGGCCCAGCGCCCCAACUUCAGCUCCCUCCUCCUCGGCCUUGAAGCUUAUGACAACAUGAACGCAGAGCGACGCAGCUCCAUUCUCACGGAAACUCUCCGCAGGGUCUCCAUUGAUGAAACCGCCAGCUUCCGAGGACCAGAGCCAAUUCGACAGUCGUUCCGCCAGCCGCCGCCUCCAAUAAUCGUUUCUGGAUCUCAAGGCCAUCCUGUAGGGGAUGGCUACCCAGAAAAACGCAAACAGUCACUCAUCCUUAGUCCCCUGGCAGCCGCCCGCAAGUUCUCCUUAAUUGGAAACACCCAGCAGACAAAUACACCCCAGUCCACGACGAUAGAGGAUGGGGUUCAUGAACUUUCAGAGAGAAAAUUCUCUGUAGUUCCCGAGGAUGAUCAAGUAGAGGAGGUGCUCCCCAGGGGUAACCUGUACCACCAUGGGUUGCACCAUCUCAACGGGCAGAGGCGCCAGUCCGUCCUGGCAUUCAUCACCAGUGCUCAGGGCCAAGAGCGGAGAGAGCAGGUGCAGUCAUCCUUCAGAAGAAAGCUGUCCAUCACCCCGCAGUGCGACGUGGCAUCUGAGUUGGACAUUUACGCCCGCCGCUUAUCCAAGGACAGUGUUUAUGACAUUAGUGAGGAGGUGGAUGAAGAAGACAUGGAGCAAUGCUUCGCAGAUGAACGUGAGAACAUCUUUGAAACUACCUCAUGGAGCACUUACCUACGCUACGUCACCACAAAUAAGAGCUUAGUCUACGUCCUCAUUUUCAUCGUCUUUGUCUUCGUCAUAGAGGUUGCUGGUUCAGUCAUUGGCAUUUUCCUCAUUACUGACACCAUCUGGAGGGACGGCGCCAACCCUUCAGCACCCAACUACAUCAGUGAGCAGCACCCCAACGCCUCGUCGCCCCCCGUCCACCUGGCAGUCAUCGUCACACCGACCAGUGCUUACUACAUCAUCUAUAUCUACGUGGCCACAUCGGAGAGCAUGCUGGCCUUGGGGUUCUUCAGGGGUCUCCCAUUAGUGCACACAUUGCUCACUGUGUCCAAAAGACUGCAUGAACAGAUGCUUACCGCUGUGCUACGAGCCCCCAUGGCUGUGCUCAACACAAUGAAGACAGGCCGGAUCAUGAACAGAUUCACCAAGGACAUGGCCACCAUAGAUGACAUGCUGCCUCUGGUUCUGUUUGACCUCAUACAGCUGACAUUGAUUGUUACCGGUGCCAUCUUCACUGUGUCCAUCAUGCGGCCGUACAUCUUCAUUGCUGCCAUCCCACUGGCUGUCAUCUUUGCUAUCCUGAGGAAGUACUUCCUGCGAACUGGACAGCAACUCAAACUGCUGGAGGCCGAAGCUCGUAGCCCCAUCUUCUCCCACCUCAUCAUCUCACUUAAAGGUUUAUGGACAAUACGAGCGUUUGGGCGUCAGACCUACUUCGAAAUGCUCUUCCACAAGGCGCUGAACACUCACACAGCCACCUGGUUCCACUACCUGGCAACACUGCGAUGGUUCCUUUUCCGCUGCGACAUUAUCUACGUCCUGUUUUUCAGUGCUGCUGCCUUCAUCGCCGUGGGAACUAACCAAGACAAACCAGGGGAGAUCGGCAUCAUCGUGGCCCUGGCCAUGCUCAUCCUGGGGACUUUCCAAUGGGCUGUCAUCACCAGCAUCACUGUUGACGGACUGAUGCGAUCGGUGGAUCGGGUGUUCAAAUUCAUCGACCUGCCAUCCGAGGAGCCGCUGCUGGGGAAAUCUGGUGGUAAAGGAGGCCCCGACCUCGUCAUCGACAACCCUCACGCUCAUGACUGCUGGCCCAACCGCGGCCAGAUGGAUGUCCGGGGCCUCACCGUCAAAUACACAGAGGCUGGACGCGCCGUCCUCAGCGACAUCUCCUUCUCUUUGGAGGGGGGCCAGAGUGUGGGUCUGCUGGGUCGAACAGGCUCAGGGAAGAGCACGCUGCUGUCCGCCCUGCUGCGCCUCGCCUCCACGGAUGGAGAAAUCUCUAUUGACGGUGUCUCCUGGAGCUCCGUCUCCCUGCAAACCUGGAGGAAGGCCUUCGGAGUGGUGCCCCAGAGAGUCUUUAUUCUGACUGGAACUUUCCGGAUGAAUCUGGACCCACACGGACGUUACAGCGAUGAGGAGCUGUGGAGGGUGGCCGAGGAGGUGGGUCUGAAGUCAGUGAUCGAGCAGUUUCCAGACAAGCUGGACUUUCAGCUGGAGGACAGAGGCAACGUGCUGAGCAACGGACACAAACAGCUGCUGUGUCUCGCACGUUCCAUCCUCAGCAAGGCCCGCAUCCUGCUGCUGGACGAACCCUCCGCCUACCUCGACCCCAUAACGCUACAGGUCCUGAGGAAGACGCUGAAGCAGGCGUUCUCCGGCUGCACUGUCAUCCUAUCAGAACACAGAGUAGAGCCGCUGCUCGAGUGUCAAUCAUUCCUGAUGAUCGAGGGCAGCUCCAUGAAAAGCUACGACUCCAUCCAGAAGCUCCUGAACGAGACGAGUCACAUGAAACAGGCCAUGAGCGCCGCCGACCGGCUCCGCCUCUUCCCGACGCUUCACCGCCUCAACUCCAGCAAGAGGGCGGCGCCGCAGACCGCCAAGAUCUCGUCCCUGCCAGAGGAAGCUGAGGACGAGGUCCACGACACUCGUCUCUAAGCGGCCGGACACACAAACACACACGUGUUAAAACAUAGAUGAGUUUGAUCCAGUGUUGUGCUACGGGUGGUGUUGAGCCCAAUUGGCAAAUACUAUGUUUGAGCCAUUAUUCCCCCAAAUUACCUGUGAAACAGCAUUUCAGGCACGAUGGGACGUUAAAACUCUCCACCGGAACCCAGACAGGACUUCUUUUGCUGAUAGUAGGAAAACUCAAUUUACAACAAAUCCUAAUUGAGUUCGAUGAAAAAUCAAAUGUGCAGUAAAGGAAAAAAAGUUAAAGUCAGAUUUCCAGCAUAUGGACGGUGGACAAAAUUUUUUCUACUUGAUUUUUAAUCAAAUCGACACGUCUAACAUACUACUGUCAAAGCACAUGAGGUUCAUUUAGUUACAGAAUUUUACACUAAUAUACAGGUGGUAGAGGAAGCUUUGCACACAUGUAAUAAAAAAAUUCUAUGUCUGUAAUAGUUUGAAUGCUAACAGACGUGUAUAAAUCUGAAUCAGACGUAUGAGAUUACAGAAAUAAAACGUCGUAUUACAAGUGUGCGAAACUUAAAAGCAAAACUAGGUGUUGACCGUUGACCAAGACAGUACAACGUAGCUGCAAGUCAAGAAAAGUUAUCAGUGGUUUCCCAAAUUUUGAAGCUGUUGGUGUAAACCUGCCACUAAAUUACAAAAUGAUGAUAAACCGGCACGUGUAGCUCUGGACGGGAGGAUCUUAGUCGCCGAUGCGUGGACGACAAAAUGCUCCGGGAGCAAAGCAAAAGUUACGUGCCACCAUGAGCACAUUAAGCACAUAAUAACACACCCCAAACAUCUGGCCUCAGCCUGACCAACUGGGGGCUUUGUUGUUGAACUACUUCAAGUGCCUUUGCAGGUUUCAGCCAAACAGGUGCCGUUUGGUGCGGGACAAACUGAGUGAGGGCUGCUACAGUUCAAAUGAUUCUCCAAAACGUUCUCUCCCGGGCCAAAACAAUUGUAUUUGCUUUGAAAAAGCAUCAACUGCUUCAUAGUUUUUUGUUUUUUUGUUUGUUUUUUUUUGGGUUUUUUGUUUUUUUUUGCAUAAUUGUUGAAAAGCAUCUUCAUUGGUUUGAAACAAGGGAUUAUUUCCCAGGAAAACUGUUUUCACUGGAGCUUUCAGUCCCUGCAGAUUGUUAAAACUCAGACUGACCUGACACACGCAAGAGGCCGCCACUGUAGAAGUCUGACGUCCUGUGUGCAUCUGGAUCAUCAGGGUUUGAUCAAACUGGUCUUUUCUCUGACGCACAGUUACAAAGUGUAACCGUGAGUAUUGUGAGGAAAAAACCGACUGUAAGAGCUCAGAAAGGACACAAUUAACUCAUCACAGCCAACUAAUCCAAUUAGCUUUAGGCAGCUGACAGGAAAUAAGGAAAUAACAUCAGAUAAUGUUGCAGAUUCAUCCAAAAAAAAAAAAAAAACUUGACGUCUCUGCUCGGUCUGAGGCCAUGUUGAUACUAAACCAGCUAAAUUUGGGCCUUGGUCCACACUAAAGGGUGAUUUUUGCAGCACCGGGAUCAUUUUUAUUGUUCGUCACUCUUUCCUCUCAAACAACAGAUACGCUUCCAUUUUGUUAACAUGUACCAGUCUAAACCAACUCCAACAGGCGCGUCCAUACACAGCCACCCGUAUUUUUCAUGCCAUCAUUUUUGUUUGGUUUUCUUGUUUUGUUUUUUUCUCUGGCAUAUUUGCUUUGCAACCUUCGCCGGAAAUAUCCCAUCGUCUACAUGUUGUGAGCUUAUUUACUGUUGUCUCACCAUGAGCCUUCCAGUUUCACUCUGUACUAUCGAUGAGUAACAAAACAGCGCCGCUUAUCCUUGUUGAAAACUAUUUUCCCUCCAUUGAAUUUCUGGUAGUGGUCGGCCUCUCAAACAGUGACACCACAAACAAAGGUCGGAGUUGUUGUGGAUUGUAUUGUAAGACUCGCCGCUGACGUCUUGCGUCUGAUGAGAAUUAAUAGUAAUAAUUUGAUAAAAUUAAUAGCUUCUGCCUUUCACAACCAAAAAUACAGGUUUCUACAAAAAUCUGUCCAGAGUGGAUAAAUCUAGGAAACACUGGCCUCAGAUUUUAAUGUGGACGAGGAAAACUUUGAUGCUGAAGAGGAUGAAACCAUCUGCUGCCUGAGUUCUUCGUUUCUAUGAUAAUUUCGAGUCGUUUUUGAAUGCCAAAAAUAAUCACCCGCGGGUACCGACGUUAAUCUGUACUCAAUGUUAUGAAAUAAUUGUGAAGCAUAAAAAAAAUACAGAUUUCAUGGAUGAUUAAUGAGCCGAGGACAAAUCACGGUUUUAUACUCGUUCACUAAUCUUGUCCGCAAGAACAGAAAAACAGGUCCAAUGUAAAUAUCAGACCAAGCUCAGCUUCACAGUGAAAGUUGUUCGCAAACACAGAUCGUACACUAAGAUAGUAAACCUGCUACAGUGUGUAUACAUUUUAAAUGGGCUGAAAGUAGGCCAAAAAGAAAUAAAAAGAAAUGAGCAAAAUUCGGAUAUCCUACAUGAUGAAGAGGUCAGAGCUUUGGGUAAACAGUUCUUCCGGGGGAUUUCGGCUACGUGCGGCUGCAAGUACGAAUGAGACUCCUGCAGUGGCUUCGUGUGUAUCACGAGGAAGUAUCGUCUGAAUAUUCACGACAGUAUGCAGACCCCGCAGUAACGUCGAGGCUGGAAACACACACCGUGACGCUGUUGGCUGACGCUACCUAACGAGUGAUGACUCAGAUACCUUUAUUUUUCUAUCUGUAUGCACUUUAGAGACACCCCGAGGUACUCAUCAGCUUUCACAGCCAGGAAACAGUCAAAGGAUUAAACCUCGUACAACUGUUGUUUUUGUUGGAUUUGUUUUUUUUUCCGAGACCUCCAUAAAGUGAAGUGUAGAUGUAGAAUUGUUACUUUGAGUUCUGCUUUUUAAAUUCAUCGUUCAGUCUCUGUUACUCAACAAAUUACAGAGAGAAGCCGGUAAUUCAUCAAAAAAAAACAACAAACAUUUUCUAUUUGAAAUAUAUUUUUUCAGAGCCGCUGCUGUACAAACGCAGAGCAAACAUUUAGCUAUUACUUUUUUAAAAUCCUUUUUCAAGAUGUGCCUGUUGCUUCCCUCUGAAACUGGAAACCAUUUUGAUUCCUAACAUCAUUAUAUUUUCUGCUUUGGUUGAGGGAAGAGUGUGUUGCUCCUUUCAUACCGAAUAAUAGUUUGUAUAGCACUGAUGCCUUGAUAACUGUGACAACAGAUUUUUUUUUUUUUUACAGUGUAAAUUAAGAACAAAGCUGUUUCUUACAAAUAGGAAAAGGACGCAGAUGUCCCAAAAUGUAUAAAUGUAUGUGUUCAAUCAACUAUAUUUCCAGUAA